Molecule: messenger RNA, 2748 nt
Organism: Glarea lozoyensis ATCC 20868
Lineage: Eukaryota; Fungi; Ascomycota; Leotiomycetes; Helotiales; Helotiaceae
Exons: 1
Coding region: 1-2748 (915 amino acids)
Source: RefSeq, a predicted model, not a curated record
AUGGACGAUCCCUGGGGCUCUCCUUGGGCAGACGAUGCAAAUUUGACGCAACCGAAUAAGGCGUUUGUGAAGGGAAAUGACGAGCCGGACCGAACCGCUCCUCCGACUCUGAAAUUCAAAGUUUCUGGCUCGAAUCUAGCACAGCAGUCGAACAACCCGUUUUGGAAGGAUGCCGGCGCAGAGCAGGAUGAUGAUGGGUUUGGCAACUGGGCAGAUGUUCCCGCGAACACCGGAGUUGGCUUGGACAGCGCCAUCGAUGGUUGGGGUGGAAACACAGGCAGUAUGGGAAAUAGCAGGCUCGACAAGUUGACACCGCGUAGCGAUGAUGGCUCUGCAGUAUCGUGGGGCGACACAUCUCUAGCACAAGAAAACUUUGUGGCGCGUCCCGCUCCAAGUCUGUCGAUAAAUGCUGCCAACGUUGUCCGUCAACCUUCACCGGAUCCAUGGGCUUUCAAUGAGCUGAGCAGCACCCAAUCGGAUUCACAUGACGAUGGAGAUCAAGAGCUUCAACAAGAUGAUAUCAAGAACAGUGCUAUGGCUAUUGAUCUGGAUGUAAAUGACAGUAAACUCGUGGACCGGGAACUACAAACCCUAACCGAUAACCAAGCUGAGAUUUUUUCGGAUGUCAACGAAACUGUAGAGCCGGCUGUAGUCCUAGAGGACAAGCAAAAUUCGACUUCAAGUGCGGAAACCCCUGAGAUUCCUGAGGAGGAGGAUAAACCUCUGUCAGAUGCCACCAUUGAACCGAUAAGAUCAUCGAUUACACAAGACGUCGCGCCGUCUUCGUCAAGACCUUCUUCUGCUCCUUCGGAUGAAAGCCGACAAGACGGAAGAUUCGCGGAGUCCCCACGUACCUCUUUGGACGACGAACCUAAAAGACUUCAGAUGCCCCGACAGGCGUCAAAAGUGCAUCAACUGGUGGAGCAUUUCGAUACAUUGGCCAAGAGGGAAGGGACGCCAGAGUUACAAGACGGCCGUGUAAGUGCUGGUGGAGAAAGUACAACUAGCGCAAAUGACAAACAAGAGGAUCUAGACGAUAAUGAGACGUACGAACAAAAAGUGGAAUCAGAUAGAGCAACACAGGAUGAGGACGGAAACGAGAACGAAGAAGACGACGAUUUCGGGGACUUUGGUGAUUUUGAGGAGGGUGAUUUUGACGGCGACCAGCCAGAAGCUGCACAGAUUUUCCAACAGUCAGAAUCGGAUCUUGUUAGUGACGAGGCAGCCAACAUCAAUCAAACAGAUAGCCCUGCGACUUCCCCUGAGCCGGUUGAGUUCAGCCCUAAUGUUGUACUGCUGAACGACAUGUAUCCAGACCUGGUGGCCAACCUCGUUCCUGAGAAGAUCUUCAUUCCAGAUGUGGUUCCCCACGAUUCCUUCUCGUCGGUCGAGGAACGCAAAAUGUGGUAUCGACUCUCGAGAUAUGGGCCAAUGCGAAAGCACGAGUCUGGGGAUGACGAGAACUAUGUUCGAAUAAACUGGGCAAAGUCUAGUGUCAGAGAGGAGACGCUCAAGGUGGUUGCGCGUUGGAUAGAGGAGGACCGCAUCAGUGGACGUGUUGUCCUUGGUGGCGGGAGCAAAGCUGGAUCUAUCUUCGGUUGGAAUGAUCCGAAAUCGAAACCCGCUUCAAUUGCCGCCGCAUUUGCGGAAAGAAAUCCAAGGAAGAAGAAGUCGUCAAUAGUCAGUCUCCCCCCAACAGAAAUACCAAGGGAGUGGCCAACAGGUUUGGUCCGGGACCGUUCUACCUCUAAAGGGCGUUCAGCAUCCAAACCACGGCGAAGAAGUUCGGUAAAACCUGCUAAGGUUGUUGAUGAUAUUGAUUCUGGAAGAGUACCUGCUCUUACCACGCCUGUGGUGGACUUUGGUUGGAGUUCAAAUGCGACUCUUGGCAACGAUCAAAGAACAGCAAAUCAGCCACACUCUUCCCAUAAUGCAUCAGAGUCUACGUCUAGUUUUACGUAUAUGUCGGGAAAUUCUUCACCUACCCCACUACAAGCUCCGACGACCAAGCGUGCUUCUUUUAAAUCUCUAUCCCACUCGAUUACUCCUACCUCAUAUAAUGCUGUCGCAGAAAGCAGACAACAAAAUAGCAUUCUACCAGUCUCCACGACAAGCUCGAUACAACCGUCAAAACCCGCAGGAGUUGCUCUUGCUGCUGAUGAUGACUGGGGUGAGAUGGUAGCUUCUCCAGUGGUUGCAUCUGCACCAACGCUCCCAAUUCAAGAGUCUGUUCAUAAAACAUUCCAAGCUGCUGAUAACAUUCUAUCAGUCGAUAAGGCUGCGGCGUCAGCAAGUAUGAAAGCUGAUCAAAGCCACCCUCCAAGGAGUAGCAUGGACCAGAUAUUGAUACCCACGCCUGUGAGUACUCAAACAACAAGCGGGGAUCCUCCCCUUGCUUUUGCUUUUGAUAGCAGCAUGUCCAGCACGAAGCAAGAGGCAAGCCCACUUCCAUUUCCGGAUAGCAAGACAGCUGCUGCCAUCUCGCAGGCAGGCAGCAGCGAUCCAUGGGCUUCUGCAGACUUUUCUUUCUUUGACACUGCCCCAUCUAUCUCGGCGCCUGCACUUGCACCUAAGCCUCAGAAAAAACCAGUCGCCGUUUCUGUACCGCCACGUAGUGGACCGACCUCGAUAAUGCCUGCACCGGCCAUCUCGAAAACCAGGCGUUCUAAAGAAGAGAUGGAGCAAGAUAAGAUAGUGGAAAGCAUCAUAAGCGGUCUUCCAGAUUUGAGCUAUAUGUUGAAAAGAUAG